AUGUCUUUCGUAGCUGAUGCUGGAAGCUACUUAGCCGUGCGGUUCAUGAUCGGUUUUUGCUUAGCGACGUUCGUGUCAUGCCAAUACUGGACAAGCGUUAUGUUCAAUGGUAAGAUUAUCGGACUCGUUAACGGAUGUGCCGGAGGGUGGGGAGACAUGGGAGGCGGUGUUACUCAGCUACUCAUGCCAAUGGUCUUCCACGUCAUCAAACUGACCGGAGCAACUCCUUUCACGGCGUGGAGGUUCGCCUUUUUCAUCCCUGGGAUCCUUCAGAUCAUUAUGGGCAUUCUUGUCCUCACUCUCGGCCAAGAUCUCCCCGACGGUAACCUCAGUACACUCCAAAAGAGUGGUCAAGUUUCCAAAGACAAAUUCUCCAAGGUCUUUUGGUUCGCUGUGAGAAACUAUAGAACAUGGAUCUUAUUCGUUCUUUACGGAUUCUCUAUGGGAGUUGAAUUAACGAUCAACAACGUUAUAUCCGGAUACUUCUACGACAGGUUUAACCUUACACUUCACACAGCCGGUAUUGUAGCAGCCAGUUUUGGUAUGGCAAACUUCUUCGCCCGUCCUUUCGGUGGCUACGCCUCAGAUGUAGCUGCCCGGCUCUUCGGAAUGAGAGGAAGAUUAUGGACCUUGUGGAUCUUGCAAACCGUUGGAGCUCUCUUCUGCAUCUGGCUCGGCCGUGCUAGUACACUCCCUAUAGCUAUCUUAGCCAUGAUGCUUUUCUCCGUAGGCACACAAGCAGCUUGUGGAGCACUCUUCGGAGUUGCUCCUUUUGUUUCCCGGCGUUCCCUCGGCCUUAUCUCGGGUUUAACCGGUGCUGGAGGAAAUUUUGGGUCGGGAGUUACUCAACUUCUUUUCUUCUCCUCUUCAAGGUUUAGUACAGCUGAAGGACUAUCGUUGAUGGGAGUUAUGGCAGUCGUGUGUACACUUCCGGUUGCGUUUAUUCAUUUUCCGCAGUGGGGAAGCAUGUUCUUAAGGCCGUCGCAACACGAAGAGAGAUCAAAGGAGGAGCAUUACUAUGGAUCGGAGUGGACAGAGGAAGAGAAGAGCUUAGGACUACACGAGGGAAGCAUUAAGUUCGCCGAGAACAGCCGGUCAGAGAGAGGCCGAAAGGCGGGUUUGGCUGAUAGUCCAACACCGCAGACUGGAAGUCCGGCUCAUGUCUAG
Messenger RNA from Thlaspi arvense, 1167 nucleotides. The record is from the annotation of a GenBank genome assembly. NCBI's taxonomy places the organism in Eukaryota, Viridiplantae, Streptophyta, Magnoliopsida, Brassicales, Brassicaceae.